Messenger RNA from Sinocyclocheilus grahami, 1680 nucleotides. It is a transcript of the gene adpgk2, whose product is annotated as ADP-dependent glucokinase 2. The record is from RefSeq and is a predicted model, not a curated record. The transcript has 6 exons. Bases 167 to 1615 code for a protein of 482 amino acids. NCBI's taxonomy places the organism in Eukaryota, Metazoa, Chordata, Actinopteri, Cypriniformes, Cyprinidae. Gene Ontology annotation, biological process: glucose metabolic process. Gene Ontology annotation, cellular component: endoplasmic reticulum. Gene Ontology annotation, molecular function: ADP-specific glucokinase activity.
AGAGAGAGAGAGAGCGCGCGAGCUUAGCUGUGCUUAGAGUGAUACACUCACGCCAUUCUAUCCUCUUAUAUUUCUGUGGCAGAAAAAAACAUCCGCCCCCUGAUUCAUCAGCUCUUACUCGCUCAGGAAGAAAGAGAGGAGGCAGGCGUGUGUUCAUACAUCUGCAAUGGCCAUUGAGCUGCACUCUGGUGUCAAAUAUGGCUCGUUUUUGUCACUUGCAGUGGUGUUGGUGGCGUAUUGGUUCCGCUCACCGGACAGUUCGGUUCUGGAGGACAGACUGGACGCGGUUCUGUCUUCACUGCUGCGCGCAGAGCGGAAAGUGGGCAUGAGCAGCGUGUACAGACCGCGAGUGGCUAUAGGUUUUGGCGGCUGUGUGGAUAUCAUAGUCGAUGGAGUGACUCUGCUGAACAAAAUGGGUUUGAAGCCGACAGACCAGCCCCUCCAUCAUGAUUACAUAGAGAACGCGGAGCAGCUGGCACAGAGUUUCGCUUACUUUUUCUCCCCCGGAGCUGCUUCAGAGAGGUUUGUGAUGAACGACACACUCUUCAGUGAUCUGGUAGAAGCUUCUCGAGAGUUACCAGGAAACAGGUGGUCAAUAGGAGGAAAUGCACCUGUCAUGGCCAGCAGGAUGGCGCUGGAAGGAUGUGAUGUGCUUUUAGGGGGCAGUUUCAGCAUCGAUUUCACAGAUAUCCUCUCCCAGCGUAUCACAGUGGCUGGAAACACAGUGGAUGAGCCAGACAUCCACCUGAUCCUGGAGUAUCCCACAGGUGCCACAUGGGGGCCGUACACCUCCCGAAGGGCCAACAGGUAUAUUGUCCAUAGCGAUGACCAUAAUCCAUAUCUGGACUCUAUGGAGCAAUUUCAGGAGAAGCUGAACAGCUUCAAACCAGAUCUGCUUGUUGUAGGAGGACUACAGAUGAUGGACAACUUCCCUUUCAAACAAAGAGAGCGUGAGGCUCUGCUGGGAAAGCUGGCGAAGAUGUUGUCCUCUGCGUCCCCGCAGACCGCUGUCCAUUUCGAGAUGGCCAGCUUCGUAGAUGAGAGUCUGAUGUCAGAUCUCCUAGAGUUUGUUCUUCCUCACUCCGACUCGUUAGGCAUGAACGAGCAAGAGCUGCCCAAUCUCCUGAGCAUUUUCCGUGGCAGCAACUUGACCGUGCUUUCCGACCCCAACCCACGCGUAGCUACAGUGCUGGACCAGAUGCGAGAACUCUACCGCCUGGUAAACCAGCGCCACCGGGAGGCCGGGACGGGUCGGCCACUCACACGCCUUCACGUCCACACACUGGCUUUUCAGGCCAUCAUCGUCAAACGUGGCUCCAAGUGGAAGAACACCAUGUCGGCCACAGCCAAAGCAUCUCUGACCGCCAACCGGCACGUCUGUGGCUCGCCGGACAUAGAUCUCAGUAAAGCGCGGCUGAUCAUGGACGAAUCGUUCUCCAUUAGCAGGCAAGAAGGAAGUCAGAGAAUUCCACUCCAGGAAUCUCGACCCGUUUCCUGCUGGGAUGAGGACGGCUAUGAGGUUUGCGUGGCUCCUGUGCUGGUGUGCACUGAGGUAUACCAGACUGCUGGAGGAGGAGACAACAUCUCUGCCGCUGGGCUUGUACUGCAGAUCUGAAUAAGAGAGUCUUUUGUCUUUUUUUUUUUUUCUUUUUUUCUUUUUUUAUUGCAUUCUUUUUUUCG